AUGUUCCGACAUUUAUCUGGCAUAGCCUUCUUGAUAGAUCGUAGUAGCUUGCUUAGCGUUGGCGUGUGGCGCACACGCGUCCGGCUGGGCGGCCCGCCCGCCAACAUCGCCCUGUCACAAGACGGCCGCAACAUCCUGGAAACACCCGAGGUGGCUCAGGCGCGCGCCGCCCACAUCGCCGCGCUGCAACAGGCGUCGCAGAACAACCCCAACCCGCAGGACGAUGGCUCAUACGAUCCCCGAUGGGACAACGAAGAGUACUGGCAAAACAACGAACAGCGUAGCUGGAACGGUGCCCCCGCCGCCUCUUCGUGGAACGGUGCCCACUCCAACCAGUGGAACGCCGCACCCGCCGCCCCCUCGUGGAACUCUGCCCCCGCCACCCCCACGUGGAACGCCGCUGGUGCCGCACCCGCACCCGUCGCUGAGACCCCCGAAGUAGCGCAGGCACGUGCUGCCCACCUCGCCGCCCUCUCCGCCGCCAAGCCCGCCGGCCAGCAGUGGAACGCCCCUGCCCAGCAGCAGUGGAACGCCCCCUCCUCCCAAUGGAACGGUGCCCCCUCGUGGCAGGGACCCCCCGCCCAGAUCAGGCUAGCCCAAAACGGCAACGGAAUCUUGGAGACCCCUGAGGUGGCCGCAGCGCGUGCUGCCCACCUUGCAGCGCACGCGCAAGCCGGACACGGAGCCCCUUCCCACUCUCCCCAGCAGCACUGG
This is a messenger RNA of Iphiclides podalirius (scarce swallowtail), 714 nucleotides long. NCBI's taxonomy places the organism in Eukaryota, Metazoa, Arthropoda, Insecta, Lepidoptera, Papilionidae. The record is from the annotation of a GenBank genome assembly.